Molecule: messenger RNA, 4287 nt
Organism: Panicum virgatum (switchgrass)
Lineage: Eukaryota; Viridiplantae; Streptophyta; Magnoliopsida; Poales; Poaceae
Exons: 8
Coding region: 1020-4034 (1004 amino acids)
Molecular function (GO): helicase activity
Source: RefSeq, a predicted model, not a curated record
GGUCAAGAAUAUAAAAAGCUGACGGAAAAGUUCCUUUCACCAGCAGCACGAAUCAGGCAUGUUACUAGAAAGACGAAUGAUAUUACUAUAGCUCCAGACCACCUAGAGCCCCUGGUCUUCUACUUCUCCCCAGUCACCUUCUUAGCCAGAAUGGAACAUAGGCGCACAUAUUGAAUCUUGGAGUGGUGCUUUGGUUGGUGCUCACACGGUAUUGAGUUUUCUGGUCGGCCACCAUACAUCCAUAAUAAGUAUAGGGAACUUGUAACUUGUGAGUCUGCUACUCAGAGGAAAGAGAGUUUCCCACACAUUCCAGCAUACCUUGGACAUGAUUUCUAUAACUUGUCUCUCUUAGUAUCAUGUACUCCACCCUGGAUUAUUUCGGCAGUUCUGAGGAUCGCACUAGUGUUCGCCCCUAUAAAUCACCGAGGCGACGCCUAGCGGUCGUGCAAACCGCGCGCAUUGGUAGUCAGUCUGAAAGCAGUCGAGCAUUUGUCAGUCGCCGGAGUUCGGCCGGAGGCGCGGCGAUGAGCGACUACUACGACAGCGACGACGACGUCGUGCUGGUGCGGCAGGAAUCGCCUGAUGGCCACGGAUUCAGAGGGAGGUCGUCGGCAAGGGGGAAGGAGGCGACCAGCAGGUACGGGACGUGGGAGCAGAGCGAGCUGGAGAGGCACAUGUUCUCGUGGUCGCUCCAGGAUGUGCUCAACAAGGAUCUCUUAAAGGAAAAGGUGCGCAUCUGCCCUCUCAGCCUUUCCUUUUUAUAAUCUGUGCCUGCUUUCAUGCACAGCAGAAAUGCAUAUAUGCCAUUUGUUAUUCUUCAAUUAGGAAGGAUCUGGCCAAGGAUAAGCCUACCUCACAUUUUUUUUAAGUGAUUUGUUUUGUUGAGGAGUACACCUGAAUGUGUCUGUGGACGAAGAGGAUCUGCAUACCGUGUGACUAGAAACAAUAUCCGAUCACAAAUGCAGGUAAAGCAGAUACCCGAGACUUUCACCUCGCUGGAGGAUUACAUGUAAUCCUUCAUGGUGCCGUUGAUCGAGGAGACCCGCGCGGACCUCUGCUCGGCGCUGGAGGGCAUCAAGCACGCGCCGGCGGCCGAUGUGGUCAGGAUGGAGCAGCUCGCCAGUGACCAGGCCAUCUUCAGCAUCGCCGUCGCAGAAGAAAUUUCCGCCCCCACCCCCCUCGGUGUUGCUCCCCUGCCCUCCCCCGCCAGCUCCAGCUGCGGCGCCGCUCCGGCACCUCCGCCGCCGCCCUCCACCGCCACCGCCGCUAAUCACCUCCGACCCGAGCUCCCCCGCUCUAGUCCUGGCCUACCGGUUGUCCACCGACCUCCAGUGGCCGGCGGCGUCCCAGCCGCCUCGCCGCGCCGCCGUCGCAACCCGCCUCCGCCGCUGGGCUUCCCUACCCCCCCACCUCCCUCUUCUAAGGUCGCCGGUGGCCACCGGACUCAGGCAACCUCCCACCACGAACUCCGGCCGUUGCUUCCCUCAACGGGGAAGAUGAACAGUAGCGGCGGCGCCCUUCUGCUACAGCUUGCAUCCCACUCGCGCGCGCGAGGAAUAGAUUUUUCCGAUCCCAACGCGCCCCAGCGUGAUCAGGUCUACGCCCCCAAGAACGCCGACGUGCUGGUGCUGACAGAUCGGAAGCCCAGGCACAUCUCGGACCUGGGGCGGACGGGGAAGUCCUACCUGAUCGGCUCGGUGCUCAAAGCUGAGGGCGUCGACGGCACGGUCGUGCGGCUGUCGCGUAGGCCUGAGGAAGGGCUGCCCCUUGUCGCGGUGUUUCUGAUCAACAUGACCACGUACAAUCGCAUACAGAAUGCUGUGGAUGUGCACGCUGACGCGUGCUGGAACAAGAGCAUCGUUGAGAAGAUGCUCAAUCCAAUGAUUGGCCAAGGGUACAAUGUGUCGUCGUCAGUGCUGCCUUCCUGUCUUCUGGAUGGGGACCUUGGUGCUCAUGAAAAGUUCGAGCUCAACGACUCGCAACUGAAGGCCGUGCACGACUGCGUUUCAGCAGUGCGGGAACCGACGUGCUCCGUGCGCCUGAUCAAGGGCCCUCCUGGGACGGGGAAGACGAAGACCAUCAGCGCGCUCCUGUGGUCCAUGCUGAUCAAGAACCACAGGACAGUGACCUGCGCCCCGACGAACACCGCGGUGGUGGAGGUGGCUUCUCGAGUCCUCAGACGUCUCAUCGAGGAGUCCUCCGGCGGAGGUUGCAAGAAGUGCUUCCUGAGUGAUGUCGUGCUCUUCGGCAACGAGGACAGGAUGGGCGCGGACGGGGACCUAAAAAGGAUUUUCAUGGAGUCCCGUAUUGGCCGCCUGCGUCGGUGCUUGGUGCCAUGGUCAGGGUGGACACACUGUCUGAGUUCUAUGCUCGGUCUUCUUGAGCAUCCUUUGGUUCAGUAUGAAAGGUAUACUGAAGGCAUAAAAAAUGACAUAAAUAAAUUGAUCUCAGAAGAAAAGGAGGUAAGGGAUGAUCUUGUCAGUAGGAUGAAGAACGAGGAAGUGCAAACUUCAUCCAGAAAAGAAAAAAUCAAAGAAUUACAGAAAAAGCUACAGGAAGUACAGAAAAGUAUACAGGAAAUAGAGAAAAAUAAAAUGUCGUUCAAAACCCACUUUCAGAGUAACUACAAACGUCUGGAGGAAGAUUUGCGCAGCUGUGUGGAGAUUUUCUGCGAUGAUCUUCCCAGAUCUGCAACCUCUGAAGAAAACUUUUGCUGCAUGGCUGAGGUUCCGCCCUUGCUCAAUGCGUUUGCAGAGCUUGUACAAUCUGAAUCUGAUGAACACUUGCGAACCCUGUUUGAUAGUGACGAGGAUGGAACAGACCGUUCUUUGUUCAGGAAUUUUUUGACCCAUGUGCACGACGGAGUGAAUUUUGAGCUGAAGCAGGCAAGGUCUUCAUGUCUUCUGAAGCUAAAACACCUGUCUGCUCACUUUGAGCUGCCAGAAUUAUUCGACAGCCGAACGAUCGAAGAAUUCUUGCUUCAGAGGGCAAAGAUCGUGCUCUGCACAGCAUCGAGUUCUUACCGCCUGCACUACCAGCAGAAGGCCCAGCCGUUCGAGGUCCUCGUCGUGGACGAGGCAGCGCAGCUUAAGGAGUGCGAGUCGCUGAUACCUCUGCAGCUCCCUGGCGUCCGUCAAGCCGUUCUCAUCGGUGAUGAGUGUCAGCUUCCGGCACUGGUGAAAAGCAAGGUUUGUGCCGAUGCAGGAUUCGGAAGAAGCCUGUUCAAGAGGCUGACAUCCCUGGGGCAGCCCAAGCACCUCCUCAACGUGCAGUACAGAAUGCACCCAUGGAUCAGCAAGUUCCCUAUCGAGAGCUUCUACGGUGGCGAGAUAGCCGACGGCCCAAACGUCCUGAACAGAGACUACGAGAGGAGGUACCUGACCGGCCCCAUGUACGGCCCCUACUCCUUCAUCAACAUCGACGGCGGCACUGAGAGCACCGGCAAGCACGACCGCAGCCUGAUCAACCCCGUCGAGGCAGCGGCGGUAGCCCGGAUCGUGCAGAUGCUGUCCAGAGAGUCGGUUGGCACGAGGAGGGAGGUCCGCGUGGGCGUGGUGUCGCCGUACAAGGGCCAGGUGCUCGCCAUCCAGGAGAAGCUCGCCGUCGCCGGGGCGUACGCGAUGCACGACGGGUUCUCGGUGAAGGUGCGGUCCGUGGACGGGUUCCAGGGUGCCGAGGAGGACGUGAUCAUCUUCUCCGCCGUCCGGAGCAACACCACCGGCAAGAUCGGCUUCCUCGCCGACAUCAACCGCACUAACGUCGCGCUGACCCGGGCCAAGCAUUGCCUGUGGAUCGUGGGCAACGCGAAGACGCUGGCGAGCUGCAAGAGCAUCUGGCGGCAGAUCGUGGCCGACGCCAAGGACCGGGGCCGCUUCUUCGACGCCGAGGACGACGAGGACCUCUCCAACGCCAUCAAGGCCGCCAUCGACCUGGACGAGGUGGAGAGUCUGCAGAAGUUCGAUGGCCUGCGUAUCGUUGGUGGUGGUGAUGGGUCGCGGUCAGGGGGUGCGAUGGUGACAUCGCUUCCAAAUUGACAGAAGUUUGGCGGUACUAGGCUACUAGCCACCCACCCAUUAGCGGAUUGGCCAUCGCUAGGAAUUUAUCUUGCUUUGUUUAUGAGGUGAUUGAUCUGGACCCCUUAAAUAAACGCCAUCAGAGGAUGCCAUCUCGCUUGUUCAGUUGUCCUGGUACUAAAGCACUAUCUUCAGGUACGUCGUUUGUCCAUUCCUUCGAAUAUAGAAACAAUCACGAGUUCUAAAUGCGACGUUUUGUAAUUGAGAUGUGAAA